AUGGCUAACUCGCGGUUCGAGUAUGUUAAGCAGUUCGAACGAGAAAACUUUCUUCUUCCUCAAACCCAUAUAGUCAUUCGAGUAGAUGGGAAAGGUUUCCAUAAGUUCAGUGAACACUACCAUUUUGACAAGCCCAACGAUGUCCGGGCACUCAAUGUCAUGAACACUGCUGCUCGUGCCAUGGUGUUACAGUUUCCUGACGUUCUUUUGGCUUACGGUGACUCCGAUGAGUACCUGUUUCUUCUACGAAGAUCAUGCGACCUUUUUGAGCGGAGGGAGAUGAAGCUUGUAUCAACAUUUGCGUCAUUUAUGUCUGUUCACUAUGUCAUGGCCUGGAAUGCUGAGUUCCCCGAGAAACCCGUGGAAAGUUCCCGGCUCCCGACGUUUGAUGCCCGAGCAGUGGUUUAUCCAAAUUCUCAGACUGUGAGAGACUAUUUCAGCUGGAGACAGGUGGAUUGUCACAUUAACAACUUGUAUAACACGUCAUUCUGGAAUUUGAUAUUGAAAGCGGGCAUGACGGGCCAACAGGCAGAGCAGGCACUCAUGGGCACGUUGGCUAGCGACAAGAACGAGAUAUUGUUCAAGCAAUGUGGAGUCAACUACAAUAACGAGCCAGAUAUGUUUAAGAAGGGCACUGUAAUUGUGCGGGAAUAUGAAGCGUGGACUGGUGAGGGAGAAGAACGGGAACUCACAACUAGACAGAAACAGCGGGCUGAAAAGGCACGAAGAAAGGCCAAGGUAUCGAUUUAUCAUGCUGAUAUCAUCAAGGAUGAAUUUUGGAAUGUUCGGCCAUGGCUCUUGGAGUAA
Messenger RNA from Sungouiella intermedia, 807 nucleotides. The record is from the annotation of a GenBank genome assembly. NCBI's taxonomy places the organism in Eukaryota, Fungi, Ascomycota, Pichiomycetes, Serinales, Metschnikowiaceae.